CCGUAGGCGCAGCGCGGCGGAGCCGGGCCGAGCCGCGGCCAUGGGGCACCCGCCGCUGGAGUUCAGCGACUGCUACCUGGACAGCCCCGACUUCCGAGAGCGCCUCAAGUGCUACGAGCAGGAGCUGGAGCGAACCAACAAGUUCAUCAAGGAGGUGAUCAAGGAUGGCAACGCGCUCAUCGCCGCCAUCCGCGGAUAUUCCUCAGCGGUGCAGAAGUUCUCCCAGACUCUGCAGUCCUUCCAGUUUGACUUCAUUGGUGACACACUAACAGAUGAUGAGAUCAAUAUCGCUGAAUCCUUUAAGGAGUUUGCAGAGCUGCUGCACGAAGUGGAGCUGGAGAGGUCCAUGAUGGUGCAGAAUGCGAGUGAUCUGCUGAUCAAACCUUUGGAAAACUUCCGAAAGGAGCAGAUAGGGUUCACCAAGGAAAGAAAGAAAAAGUUUGAGAAGGAUGGUGAGAAGUUUUACUCUAUGCUGGAUCGCCACUUGCAUUUGUCUUCCAAAAAGAAGGAAUCUCAGUUACAGGAGGCUGACCUUCAGGUGGACAAAGAGAGACACAAUUUCUUUGAGUCCUCCCUCGAGUAUGUGUACCAGAUCCAGGAAGUACAAGAAAGCAAGAAAUUCAGUAUUGUGGAGCCGGUGUUGGCAUUUCUCCACAGCCUCUUCACUUACAACAACCUGACAGUGGAGCUGACACAGGAUUUCCUCCCAUACAAGCAGCAGCUCCAGCUCAGCCUGCAAAAUACAAGGAAUCACUUUUCCAGCACACGGGAGGAGCUGGAAGAUCUGAAGAAGAGGAUGAAGGAAGCACCCCUAACCUGCAAACUGCCUGGGCAGCCAACCAUCGAGGGCUACCUGUACACUCAGGAGAAAUGGGCACUGGGCAUCUCCUGGGUGAAGUAUUACUGCCAGUAUGAAAAAGAGGCAAAAACCUUACGGAUGACACCCAUAGACCAGAAGCCUGGAGCUAAGCAGGGCACGUUGGACCUGACCCUGAAAUCCUGUGUAAGGAGGAAGACUGACUCCAUAGACAAAAGGUUUUGUUUUGACAUUGAAACCAAUGAAAGGUCCGGGACCAUCACGCUGCAGGCGCUGUCGGAAGCCAACCGAAGGCUGUGGAUGGAGGCCAUGGACGGGAAGGAGCCGAUUUAUCACAGUCCUAUCACGAAGCAGGAAGAAAUGGAACUGAACGAGGUGGGCUUCAAGUUUGUUCGGAAGUGCAUCAAUGCAGUGGAGACCAAAGGAAUCACUACCGAGGGCGUGUACCGCACUGUUGGCAGCAAUAUCCAGGUGCAGAAGUUACUGAAUGCCUUUUUUGAUCCAAAAUGCCCUGGGGACGUGGAUCUUCAGAGUGGGGAUUGGGACAUCAAGACCAUUACCAGCUCCCUGAAGUUCUAUCUCAGGAACCUGUCUGAACCCGUCAUGACGUACAAGCUCCACAAAGAGCUGGUCCUGGCUGCCAAGUCUGAGAAUCUGGAUUACAGGCUGGGAGCCAUUCAUGCACUGGUCUAUAAACUGCCUGAGAAGAACAGGGAGAUGUUAGAACUCCUCAUCCAGCACCUCGUCAACGUCUGUGAGCACAGCCGGGAGAAUCUGAUGUCACCAUCCAACAUGGGGGUGAUCUUCGGGCCCACCCUCAUGCGAGCACAGGAGGACACUGUGGCAGCGAUGAUGAACAUCAAGUUCCAAAACAUCGUGGUCGAGAUCCUGAUAGAGCACUUUGGGAAGAUCUACUCUGGCCCCCCAGAAGACACCACAGCCCCCCCAGUGCCCCCACCCAGGGUGGCUGCCCGGCGGCACAAACCCAUCACCAUCUCCAAGCGUCCCCUGAGGGAAAGACCUGUCUUCUUCGGUGCCUCUGUGGAGGAGAGCGGAGCAGAGCAGCUCAGCCAGACCCCCAACGGGGGCGGCGUGGAGGUCCCCAAGCCCCUGCAUCGUAGCCGCCUGCCCGCACCCCGGCCGGGGGGGGACGAGCCGGGGCGUCCCUCCGCUGAGAGCCGGCCCCAGCCACGCGCUGAGCCCGAGCUGGGGAAGCUGGGGAACAGGCUGCAGGACGGGGGGGCCAAGCCAGCUGGCAGGGCGGCCAACGGGGUGGUGACCAGCCCUGCUCUGAGGACCGCCACGCUGCAGGUCAGGAGACCGGCGCCCCGGCCAGGCAUCUGUGGCAGAGAGGGUGACUGUGACGGUGUCCCUAAGCCACGUUCCCAUGGUGAUAAGCCUGUGAUAACGCGUCCCCCAGUGAGACCUCCGGAUCCACCGUGCCGGACUCCCAUCCCUCCGAAGCCGGAGCAGAGGCCGGAUCUGAUAGCAGGGACAGCAGAGGAGAUGCCCUCAUCUGUGGUGGCCUCUAGGACCAAGUUCUUUGAGACGGCUUCCCGAAGAACAGGCAGUUCUUCAUCACCACAAGGCAGGAUCCCAAGUGAUGAGAGCUGAGACUAAAGGUUUUGUAAGCACACCUCAGCGCAGCUGGACCCAGGAAACUUUCUGUGUUUGUGACCCAGGAGUCAAAGCUGAGCCUUGCCAGCCCCAGUGCCCUGGAGAGCAGCUAUCUUACCGGACGAUGAUUUCCGAGCCACAAGUGGCUCAAGAAAUUAGGAGCGGGAGACCAUGACGGAGAGCAGGUCCUGCCCACACAUCUGUGUUGAACUGUUCCCUGCCCUCCCUCCUCUCCUCCCUGCAGGCUUGUUAUAGUGCCCGUGUUGUGCCCGUGCAGGUGACAGCAGCACGGACAGGGCUGGAGGACACAAACUGCCUGUUCACCUGCUCAUUUUCAGGAAACACACUUUGAAAAGGGUGUUUGGACAGCACAAGGGCUGAGUCUCUGUUUGGAUGCAAGGGCAAAACAGCUACAGUCACCCCUUGCCCUGAGAAGCCUCUUCCUUUGUGUUUGUGUCCUUCACUUGGUGUCAGUGUGUGGGACAGCAGUGCCUGGUAAUGCUGCCCAUGGUGAUGCAGGCUGAGCAGGGACGGGAGAUGUCACUGUGCUCAGCUCUGUGGGAUCACUCCUCAUCUCCUCCUGGACAUCCCUGGCCUGGAGCACCACCCUGACAGGGCUUGGCCAGGGGCUUGGCCUGAGCCAUGGCCACAGCCUUGCCUGGGAUCAGCUCUCGGACAGCACCCUUGGGUCGGCAGCCUCCAAGGGUGCAGCUGGGGGAAGGGGGCAGCAGGUGCUCCUCCUCUUCCUCCACUGCCUCCUCUUCCAUGUGAGCCACACUCCCACCAGAUCCACUUCUCACAGGCCCACCAAGAAGUCUCCAUCCUGGGUGAUUGUGGUGGCCAGCACAGAGGUGCUGAGGAUCUGAAACUCACUGACUGUGGGACAAACCCAUUGUUUUUAUAAGAACUGCCCAGUUUCUUGUUUCCUUGUUUAUUCAUUUCAGUACAAGAUGCCCAGUCUGUCCCUCAGCUAUGGCCCUGUGCAUGAUGUCCAUUGGCCCAGGAUGUGUCCCCAGCCAGGACCUCUGUAGCAACAGAGGCUUGACUGUUGCUCCAGCUGCCACUGGGGCCCAGCUCCAGGGCUGUGCACAGCAGAGAGCUGCUUCUCCGCUUCCUCUACCUGCCCAAAGAUGAGCCCCUGCUUUUGAAUGGUUUUCUUUAGGUGCUGAGAGCAUUUGCUAAACAGUGGCCAAACAUUCCCACAGCUGCUUCCCAGGUGCUCCAUCCCUCAAGCAUGCUGUGUCCUGCCCGGCGCUUUGCCUGUGUGCGAUCUCGUGCCUCUUAUUGCUGAAUGGCACGCACUGGCACUCACGUGUGUCAUGUCCAUGGUGCUCUUCACUCCCUUGGCUUCAGCAGUGCCCCAGCUGCUCCCUCCUUUAGGCCUGGCACAUGAAAGUGGCUUUAAAUCCAAAUCAACCUUGUGCUGUUGCAGUUGAGGCUGUGCCACAUGCACUGGCAGCACCUGGGGCUGUGCUGGGCCCCUCCUGCUGCAGCCCCUCACCAGGGGCUCAAGGACAGUGCACAGUGUUUCUGAUCAGGGAUCCCUGAACAGGAAGGAUGGAGCUGAAGCUGCAGUGAGCCAUGGGACCACCUGCCUGCAGCACAUCAACCCCUGUCCCUGUUGGGAUGUUGGGCCUCUGACUCCCACACAAAAGGCUACCAUUUCCCAACUAUCUUUCUUGCUUUAGGCUGCUGUUUGGGGAUCCCUCAAGCCUGUCAGUUUGGGAAGCUCCUUGGUUCUUCCAAUCCAAGUGGCUCUGGAGGCGAUAUUCUGCAGGAGCAGUGGUUUGUCACAUCCUCCUGCCCACUGCCCAGCGCAGACCUCCAGGACAGAGCUGGGCUCUGUGGGUAGGGAGAAUCCAAGGGUGGUUGUGUUCCAGUCUGACGGUAUUAGCAGUGAGGAGAGGCAGCUUCUUGCAAGCUAUUUCAUGGUGUCCUUUUGAAGUUCUUUGUCACUUGUAUGUCUGUGCUGAUUUUUUCCUGCACCUGUGGGUGCAGCUGAACACUGGGGACCAGCAGUUGGAGUGCUAGGGGAUGUUGGUUGUGCUGGCGGGGGGCUGUGGGGUCCAAUCCCUGCUGCCGUGAGGCACAAUCCCUGCUGCUGUGGGGCCCAGUUCCUGCAGCUGUGAGCACAGCAGUGACAGCUGGGAAUGCAGGAUCGCUCUGUGCAGCACGGUAGCGCCCCAGCGUCAGCCCCGGAGCCAUUGUAACGUGUAUAAGCUUAGGUUACUGCGUUUAUAAAGUUUCCAUGAAGUGAAACAACCACCUCAGUGUGUUUUGUUCCCUUUCACCCCAGGCCCAAGCGCUGCCCCCACUGCCACCCCCUCUGCAGGGCAGGCCCUGCUGUGGGGCCCAGCUCUGUGUCCCGGGGAGGCCACACAGGGCAAUGUCCAUGGGACUGGGAAUGCCCUGGGCUCUGCCAUAGCCCCACUCUGGGUUUGCAGUGCCCAAAGCUAUUUUUCUGACCGGAGAAGCUGCCCUGCCAAGGCUGAAUAUUCCUGUGCUGCCGCAGUGCCUGGAUAGCGUCCUGUGCCGUGGGGUCACUGAGACCCCCGUGUGUUUUCCUGUGACCACCAGUGGCUUCUUUCCAUCUAUCCAGCACUCUUUUCCCCUCCUCACAUCUGUUUUCCCCCACCUUUUGACUCUGGCAUUAUGCACCAGCGUUUGCUUUUCAGGCCUCUUGCUUUUCUUUAACAGCGAGCUCCCUCUCAGGAGAGAACAGCUUCUCUUUCUGAAACGGGGAAUCUUGCAGCCAGCUUUGGCGCCCGGAUUUCUGGAGAAGCUUGGUGGAGGUGACCACUCCAGAGGGUGUUCCUGAGGGCCCAGGGACAGCCGAGCUGCGAGGGUCCCCAGCUGGAGAAGGGGAGCGUUCCACCCACACCCUGCUCAGGGCUGGUCGCUGUUUUGGGGAUCCUCCUGCAACUAUUUUGUGUGGGCCCAGCCCUCGCCCACGGCUCUUGGUGCAGCACCGACCAGGUUUGCCAGCUCCAAGCCCUGUGCCGUGCCCUGGCUCCGGGCCCAAGCAGCCAGAGCAGUCCCCGGGUGGGCACAGAUGCAGUGCACCUGGAGCAGCAGCUGGAGGGUGUUCUGCUUGUUUUUCUUCUUGUUUCUCUCAGAAGUUUCUUUGUGGGGCUGUAACUUUUCCAGGGCUGGAUGCAUUCAAAACAGCGUUGUUUGGGGAACUGAACUGUUUUCUUUCUUCACUAGGCCUUGUGUGAGGUGAUAAUGAACUGGAAUGGGCAUUGAGGCACUGCCUAAACAAUCCUUAUCUCCCAACCCACAGGUGCCUGGCUUGCUUUCUUACAGAAAACAUUUGGAUUUAAUAUGAGCAAGAAAAUUAUUUUCCAGCACGAGUAAAACUUUUCAGGUUUUUAUAGAGAGAAGAUAAGAAAACAAGCAGUUCCAAGGCUU
Messenger RNA from Hirundo rustica (Barn swallow), 5845 nucleotides. RefSeq names its product oligophrenin 1 (gene OPHN1). Gene Ontology annotation, biological process: signal transduction. Lineage: Eukaryota; Metazoa; Chordata; Aves; Passeriformes; Hirundinidae. The transcript is spliced from 24 exons. Gene Ontology annotation, molecular function: GTPase activator activity; protein binding. The record is from RefSeq and is a predicted model, not a curated record. Gene Ontology annotation, cellular component: cytoplasm. Bases 41 to 2431 code for a protein of 796 amino acids.